Molecule: messenger RNA, 939 nt
Organism: Saprolegnia parasitica CBS 223.65
Lineage: Eukaryota; Oomycota; Saprolegniomycetes; Saprolegniales; Saprolegniaceae
Exons: 4
Biological process (GO): error-free translesion synthesis; error-prone translesion synthesis
Cellular component (GO): nucleus
Molecular function (GO): DNA-directed DNA polymerase activity; deoxycytidyl transferase activity
Source: RefSeq, a predicted model, not a curated record
AUGGACGGGAAGGCGCCGCCGCUCUUCGGCAAGAAGGCGCCCAACCUGAGCUUUGGGCAGUACAUGGCGUCCAAGAUUCGCAAGCUGCGCGGCCAGAACGACGGCAUCGGGCGGCUCGACCGCAUCUUCGACGGCGUCGUGAUCUUUGUCAACGGCCACACCGAGCCGCCACGAGAAGAGCUGCGCCAGCUCAUCUUGCAGCACGGCGGGCAGUACGAAGCGUACCACACGAGCCGCGUCACGCACAUGCUAGCGACGCACGUCGCCGAGUCCAAGCUCAAAGAGCUCUUGCGCGCCCGGAAGCCACUGCCCGUCCUUCACCCGAAGUGGAUCCUCGACAGUAUCGAGAAAGGCCGGGUGUGCCGCACGCAGCCUUACUUCACCUACCACGUUACCAACACCUACCACUUUGCCAGCACCUACCACUUUGCCAGUACCUACCACGUUGUCAGUACCUGCCGCACCGCCAGCACCAUGGUCGUAUGCCCUCGCACCGCCGAAGCCUCCAUCGGCGCCACACCACCCUUGCCGGCGCCGGCACCCUCGGCAUCCAACCCACCGAACGCGAGCGAGCCAGCAUCGCCGACGCGCAUUGCCAGUCCGCCUCAGACACGAAGAAGUCCACCAAAGGGGUCGCGUGCGAUCUCGACCCGCGACGGCAUCGCAGCCUUCGUACGCCACUUCUUUGACAACUCUCGGCUGCACCACAUUGGGUCGUGGAAGAGCUUUUUCCAGUCGCACGCGGCCGAGCUCAUGGCGUCGGCGGCACCGCUCGUCGCAUCGCAGUACGGGCACUGCGAGAGCAACGAGCGCGUGAUCUUGCACGUCGACAUGGACUGCUUCUUCGUGUCGGUCGCGGUGCGCAACCUCCCGCCCGUCUACAAGACGGUGCCAGUCGCCGUGGCGCACUCGGGCUACUCGUCGCACGAUACGCCGCAG